Arabidopsis thaliana (thale cress) is the source of this 2149-nucleotide messenger RNA. RefSeq names its product CHCH domain protein. Lineage: Eukaryota; Viridiplantae; Streptophyta; Magnoliopsida; Brassicales; Brassicaceae. Gene Ontology annotation, biological process: mitochondrion organization. The record is from RefSeq and is marked reviewed. The coding region runs from base 1067 to 1501 and encodes 144 amino acids. The transcript has 5 exons.
AGAAAAAAAAAAAAAAAAAAAGUUCCAAAAUCAAAGCCUGAAAAUUGUUACCGUCAACAGAGUUUCACUGAUGGUUUUGUAAACCCCUUCAUUUUAUAGCUUUCACAAUCUCAGAACAUUUGUUCUUUCUGUAGCAAAACUACACUACAAACUUUAUCAGAGAUUCUAUACACAUUUGAUAUACCAUACUCGCUAUCAGUAAUCAAAUCAAUAGUAAUGCAAAAUUAAGAUUCAUGCGUAAAAAUAGUGCAAAAGCGAAAAAAACUAUGAAAUUUGAGUCUAUAGAAGAGGGUCUUGCGAGGUUGAAUAAUAUUCGUAUAUAUUUGUACAUUACGUUUGUUCGUUAUCAUCCAAAGAUGAAGAAGAUCUUCCUUGGAGUUAACUUCCUCAGAAUCAGAUGUGGAGCUUUUGUACUAUAAACAUCAAACCCCCAGCCAUUCAUUCCACUUUUUUUUUACAAAUUACAAGUAUGUAAAAGAUAUUUUUCUUAUAAUUUUUUGUUGACUAAUUUUUUAUAUAUAUAAUUUCGCUAGUGUAAAGGUACUUUGAAAUAUGAAUUUCCUCGAUGUCGAAAGUUAUGUUUGAUCGUUGAAUUUGAUGCGAAAAAGACGAGGAAGAAUGAUUUGAGGGAUAAGUAACAAAAGUCAGAUAUUUUGGGCUUUUCUAGAAUCUUAUGUUUGGGCCCAAAUUAAAUAACGGAUGAUUUAAUGGAUAAGUAAGUAGCAAAAGUCAGAUUGUUUGGGCUUAUCUAGAAUCUUAGGUUUGGGCCAAAAUUAAAACAACGGAUGAUUGAUGGAGGUCAGAUAUUUUUGGGUCUUUCUAGAAUCUUAGGUUUGGGUCAAAAAUUAAAUAACGGAAUAUUUGCUAGUUGUAAAAUUAUCGACUUACAAACCACUUAAAAACAGACACGUCUACAUAUACGCGUGGCUUGACCUCGACUCCAGUUUUUUAUUUUUCCUUAUAAAUAACCGCCUCCACAAAACGUGGUCGCUUAAUAGCUUUUUUUGUAUUCUCUCCAUUUGCUUAAUCUCAUUUUCGUUUCACCGCCGUCUCUCUCUAUAUCAAAAUGGGUCGCCGUAGCUCAGGAGGAAGAUCUGCCCCUCGCCCUCGUCCUGCUGCUGCACGCAGCCCAGCUCCUCAACCUGUACACCGUGCACCUCCUCCAGCUCCAGCUCAGGCCAGCGGUGGUGGUGGUGGCAUGUUCUCAGGCAUUGGUUCAACCAUUGCUCAGGGUAUGGCUUUUGGUACUGGAAGUGCAGUUGCACACAGGGCUGUUGAUUCUGUGAUGGGUCCACGAACCAUUCAGCAUGAGGCUGUUGAGGCUGCUUCUGCAUCUGCAGCCCCUGCUGGAAGCGCCAUGCUUUCUAGCACCUGUGACAUUCAUGCUAAGGCUUUCCAAGAUUGCAUCGGCAGCUAUGGAAGCGAGAUUAGCAAAUGUCAGUUCUACAUGGACAUGUUGUCCGAGUGCAGGAAGAACUCUGGUUCCGUGAUUGGUGCCUAGAGUUUCCAUUUCUCCUAUUUGUUUUAUCUUAAAGAAUUAUCCAGCUGUGAUGAUGCUGAGAAUUUGGAUAUGAUGAUAUGAUCAAAUAACAGUAUUAUGUUUCCAGAACCUGAAACUGCAUGGUUGAAGUCUUAUUAUGGGUAAUCGUUUUUAAGACUUGGGUUCUAUCCCUUUUUAAACAAAUAAUGCAAGUUUUUUUGUAAAGUCUUUUGGGUAUGUUUUGCUUUUUGUUAGCUUGGGAUGAAAAACGCCAACAUAUCAUCCUUUUACAAUGCUUUUAUGUCGUCCCGAUUUUGGAUCACAAGUCUGAUUUGAAUUCCUGGCUGCCAUUCCGAAACGGCGUAGUUUAAAUUGAGUCAACGUCUUUAAUUCCCUCAUACUCACCGUUUCCAAAAUCCUCCAGAAAGAGCGUAACUGCAUUCAUAUUGAUGAUCUUGAUUCUGAGUCCAACGCUGUUGUGGUUGUGUCCAGCUCCAUGACCUUCUCUAUUUAUUGAAAGAUGUUCCUUCUCAAAACCGGUUGUAUGUAUUCAACGAAAACUAUAUGGAUCGGAUCCAUUGGAUCCUUAUCAAAACCGGUUGUUUUGGAAGGUCUAUACAACUAUUUUUCUGUGCUUAUGUAACAAUAAUUUGUUCGGUACGAUUUUAG